Messenger RNA from Zingiber officinale, 3480 nucleotides. Its product is annotated as wall-associated receptor kinase-like 14. The record is from RefSeq and is a predicted model, not a curated record. Lineage: Eukaryota; Viridiplantae; Streptophyta; Magnoliopsida; Zingiberales; Zingiberaceae. The transcript is spliced from 3 exons. The coding region runs from base 103 to 699 and encodes 198 amino acids.
UCUUCUGCCAUCCAUCACCCCAAAUAAAUGAUUAAUAUGCAGCCGCUGAUUUCAUCCCCAUGCCCUUCCUCACUGCUUGAUUUCUCUCGAAGCUGAACUGCAAUGGUUCCAUCCCUCCUCUUCGCCCUUCUUCUACUCGACGCUGCCGCCCCCUCCGCCUCCAUCGCCGUGGAAUCAACACGCUGCGACCGGACUUGCGGAUCCACCACCGUUUUAUACCCCUUCGGCUUCUCCGCCGGAUGCCAGAUUCUCCUCAACUGCUCUGCCUCCGGCGAGGUCCGCCUCGGCACGUACCUCGUCCGGAACGUCGCCGCCAGCUCCUUAAUUCUCGACGUGUCGGCCUCCUGCAACCGCUCCAUCGCCGACGCGGCCGUGCUCUUUAGCGACACGUUGUCCAUGGCGGCGAGCAACGCGCUGUUCCUCCGCAACUGCACUGGAAGCGAGGGGCAGGAGUGCAGCAUCGACACAGAAAUCAUCUCGAAGCGCCUCAACCAGACGAGCUGCGGCCGUACAGGCGACGACAUCCGGUGCUACUCCAGCGGCCGGACGGAGGGGUUCUACUCCAAGAAGAAUUUCACGGAGAUGGCGAAUCGGUGCAAAUUCCUGUUCACGUCGUUGAGGUACGGCAGGGACGCCUUCAACCAGUCGACGCUCGAGUUCGAGUCGGCCGAGGUAGAAUGGUGGCUCCCAGGAGAUUGACGGUGCGCGGGCAACGCCACCUGCUCCCGCAUAGAUUUGCCAUCUGGGAAUGGAACCGCCGGGUACCGAUGCAACUGCAAGGAAGGGUUCACCGGCGACGGCUUCGCCGACGGCGGCGGUUGCGCCGGAGGUGAGUCCCGGCCAAGUGAACUUCAUCAGACCAAAGAGCAUAUGAACGUUGGGGAAUUGACAGAAGGCAUCGGAGUAGGCAUCGUAGCUGGAUCUUGUUUAGCUGUCGCCGUGGUGGUGCUUAUGUGAAAUUAAUUAGAAAAUAAUAGAGGUAGAGAUAUAGAUAAAAAAAUAUAUAUAUAUAAAUAGAUAAAUUAUUCUUCUAUCUAAUUUACCAAAAAAACCAUGCAACAUUAUUUAUAUACAUAUUUGUUACGUUGGGAUGUUGGGUGCGUCCUACUCAAGAUCAGCAACCGUGAGAGAGCACCGAUCUAAUCUGACAAAACUCCAACUCCUCUAUACUUAAGUCAUCCUUUGUGAUCCCAGAUAUUCCUCCAUGGUCCAUCCUUAGGGGAAUGAAAUCCCAGGGGAUUCCUACUUUGUACAAACUCGGUUAUAUCCGUUGGGACUUAAGUCACCCUUUGGAUUAUAGAUGAGAAAAUGUAUAUUAUAGGAAAGCAUCAUAAAAGAGAGAAAUAACUCCCUGCUCAAGGCUAUCAUGCCUGAUCUAUCGCUUCUGCCACAACCACCAUAAAUAUCUAAAUUUUGGAUUUCAUUCUAAAAUUUUAAUUUCAUUUCUAUCAACUAAACAUAAGAUUUAGGAAUAAAUUCAUUCUCUUAUUCCCAAACUCCUAAACCAAAUGCCACCUUAAAUACAUCAAUCACCAAUGCCGCUUUUUAAAAAAAUACCUUCGUGCCUUUGUGUUAAUUUUUAAAAACCAGCAAUGAUGCAUAGAGAAAGAACACCAAGGUGUUAAUUUUUAAAUACCAGUACUUGUUUUUUUUUUUAAAAAAAAAAUAUCUUUGUGCUAAUUUUUUAAAAAUCAACAAUGAUAUAUAGAGAGAGCAUCAAGGUGGUGUUAAUUUUUAAAGACCAACACCUUGGUGGUGAUGAUCUUAAAAAUCCACGUUGGUGGUGCUAGUCUUAAAAAUCGACACCACCUUAUUGCUAUUUUUUAGAAACAACAUCAAGGUUAUACUAUUUUUUAAAAAUAAUAUCAGGGUGGUGCUUAUUUUUAAAAAACAACACCACAACAAUAGUUGGUGUAUUUAAAUUGUGUUGCUGAUUUUUAAAAGCCAACAUCACAAUGAUUGCUGCAUGCAAUUAAAGGAGAGAGAAUAGAGAAUUUUAUUUUUUUACAUACAUAUAAGAGAGGAAAGAGAUGAAAUUUUGUUAAAUAAAAAUGGGAAGCGGAUAAGAGGACAAGAUGAUAAGUGGAAUACAAUAAUUUUCAAUACUUGAUUCAAACACGUCGUCAAUUUUUAAACUACUUACACAACUCAUGAAAAAUAACUAACUCCAUAAUUCUAGCCCACUACCUCAACUAUUCUACCCCACUAACACAACUAAUGAAGAUACAUUGAACAUAGACAUUUUUCUUUAACCACUAUGUAACACUAUUACUACUAAUUGUCAUCUCAUCACCCCCACUAACUCAAAUAUUAAUUUUGAGUCAUUUUAUUAACACUCCUAAAUUUAUCUCUUGGAAGUGACUUCGUUAAGAUAUUUGUCACUUGUUCAUAUGUGUUGUAACACUCCAAUAUAAUUUCAUUAUUUGCAACUAGUCUCAUAUGGAAAGCUAGAUUUUUUGUCAUUGCAAUUGUUGGCUUGUUAUCAUAAAAAAUAGUUGUUGCAUUUUUUUUAUUGUUGGUGAAGAUCUGUAAGUAAUCUUCUAACCCAAACUACUUAACAUGUUGCUAAAGUUGCUGUUAUAUAUUCUGCUUCUGAAGAGGAUAAGGUUCUAGUAGAUUGCUUCUUUCAACUCCAUGAUAUUGCUCAUGAUCCAAGAUCAAAAAUACAAGCUGAGGAUCUCCCUCGGCCAUCAUCGGCCAACUUGGGAAUUUGUCACUCAUGUAUGAAACCAUCUUUAAGUCUCGUAGGUUAUGUUGGAAGCCUUGGGUCAGUAGCAUUGUGGGCUCCAAAGUUCCUUCAGCAACCAUAUCAUUCCACCAUUCCCAAUGCAACAUCAACUCAUUUAGACAUUGAUUCUCCAGUAAAUUUGUAGGUGGAGUAAUAUUCUUUUCUUCUGCUAUAGUUCGAAUCUUUCAAGGUGUUGUAUAUGCAGGUACUCGAAAUUUGUAAGAGCUUGCAACUCUGGCAACAUGACAUUCCCAAGACCAUCGAUAGCAUCGUAUCACCACAACACUUCCAUAUUUGUCAAUUGCCUAAUAACAAUAGGCAUUCUAGUCAAUGAUGCACAUCCAUGCAUCUUAAGCUGCAUCAAGUUCUUCAUGUCGCUCAAGUCAUCAGGUAACUUCGAAAGAUAACAACAAUCACCAACAUCUAAUUCUUUCAAAUUCACAAGGCAAGUGAUCGACUCCGACAGCUUUUGAAUCCUUAGGCAGCAUGCGAGUUUCAAAAUCUGUAAAUUUCUGAGCUUGUGGAUUUGUCUUGGAAGCUCCUUAAGUUUUUUGCAACUAGAAAAAUUUAGAACACAAAUUAUGGAGGUUGCAGAGGGAUUCUGGUAGUGUUUCUAUCUUAUUCUCCGCAAGGUUGAGGCACCUCAAGCAAUGCAAUGUGUCAAUCGAACUAGGGACUUCUUGAAUCAUGAUACCUCUCAUAUGUAACGUACAUAAAUGUUUGAGAUUUACAGAUAUAUAUACUUUCAAGUA